Molecule: messenger RNA, 656 nt
Organism: Vigna angularis (adzuki bean)
Lineage: Eukaryota; Viridiplantae; Streptophyta; Magnoliopsida; Fabales; Fabaceae
Exons: 2
Coding region: 70-624 (184 amino acids)
Biological process (GO): RNA catabolic process
Cellular component (GO): extracellular region
Molecular function (GO): ribonuclease T2 activity; RNA binding
Source: RefSeq, a predicted model, not a curated record
UGUCUCAAAGUUUUUUUCAUCCUUUCUCUCUUCUUUUGUGGUUCGGUAGUAGGUUUUCAGUACUGGAAAAUGGCACAAACUUGGCCAAGAGGCUUUUGUAAGUAUAACACCUGCGAUGCCUCAACAACCAAACCAUUCAAAUUUACUAUACAUGGACUGUGGCCCUCUGAUUAUGGGAAGCAACAACCAGAGUUUUGCUCUGUUAGCAAAAAUUCAUCUAUUUACUUGACUAAGGAAUUAGUUACUAAACUUGAUCAAGAUUGGCCAAGUUAUACUACUAUUCGGACAAACAAAGAAUUCUGGUCUCAUGAAUGGAGCAAACAUGGAUCGUGUUCAAACAUGUCAGAAAUUGAUUAUUUCAAGCUGGCCUUAGAUAUAUAUGCAAAUAACGAUAUCCAACAAAUACUUGGAUAUUCAAAUAUAUUGCCUGGCAACACUUACGAAGUAAACAAAAUUAUCCUAGCCAUAAGGACAUCCCCAAUUGGUGUUGAACCACAACUGAAAUGCGAAAAUGGGGAUUUAAUUGAAAUACGUCUAUGUUUGAAUAACAACCCUAUUCCCCAGUACAUCAACUGUCCUUCUCGACCAUCCUCAACUUGUCCUAUCAAUGUAAGCUUUAUCUAAAAUAUAAUAUAAUCAAUGAAUAAACAAUUACA